Molecule: messenger RNA, 1944 nt
Organism: Coregonus clupeaformis (lake whitefish)
Lineage: Eukaryota; Metazoa; Chordata; Actinopteri; Salmoniformes; Salmonidae
Gene: crp1
Product: C-reactive protein 1
Exons: 3
Coding region: 106-795 (229 amino acids)
Source: RefSeq, a predicted model, not a curated record
CUAGGAGGGAAGAGGAGUCCAGACCCCAUGGCAUUAAGAACAGACAGGCGUGACAGAGUGAGCUAGCAUCAUCACCUUUCAGUGGAAUAACAACCUUAAAUCAACAUGAUACUCUCAAGUGAAAAGAUAGCUGCCAGUGUCAUACUCCUACUGGGUAUCAUGGGUGUCACCUCAGCCAAUGAAGUUGGCCUGGGCGGAAAGGUGCUGGUCUUCCCGUACGAGACGGACUUCAGCUUCGUGGCGCUCAUCCCCCAAAAGGAGAUGGACCUGCGGGCGUUCACUCUGUGCAUGCGCGUGGCCACCGAGCUGGAGGGCGAGCGGCAGAUCAUCCUGUUCGCCUACCGCACGCCCGACUACGACGAGCUCAACGUGUGGCGCGAGAAAGACGGCCGCAUCGCCUUCUACCUGAGUGGCGACGGUGCCUUCUUCCACCUGCCACCCAUCACCACCUUCAGAACGAGUCUCUGCCUCACCUGGGAGUCCCGUACGGGGCUGGCCGCCUUCUGGGUGGACGGCCGCCGCAGCACCUACCAGGUGUACAAGCCGGGUCACACCAUUCGGCCCAAGGGGACCGUCCUCCUUGGGCAAGACCCGGACAAACACCUGGGAGACCUGGAGGCGGUGCAAAGCUUUGUGGGGGAGGUGACCGACCUCAACAUGUGGGACUAUGUGCUGCCCAGAAGCCAGAUCCAAGCCCUGCAUUACGAACAUAAGAUCAUUAAGGGAAACAUCUUUGACUGGGCCACCAUCGAGUACCAGCUGAACGGGAAUGUGAUGGUGGUGGAUGAUGACUGACUCGGAGUGGAGUCGCGAGCGGACGUGGAUGUGACCCAUUUGGGUGUCUGUGCUGGACUGCUGCUGACCUUUUUGUUUAGUUUGGUCUUCUAGAUUUAGUCACUUGCAUGCCUUAUGUAGCCAGUUAACUAUAUUCACUCACAAAAUACCAGUGGUUCAUAAGAAAAGAUGGACAUUCAUUUUGUGAUGUUUAAAUAGUCUAUGCAGAAAGAUCAGAACCAGUUGAUUCCAAAAGGUCCUUCAUCAGACAGGCACAUGUAUGUAACACAAUUCUUCUUUAGAACUAACUAUUUAGGAUAGAUACAGUAUGUCCACUCACCUAAUGCAUGGAUGGUGAGGUUAACUAUAUUUUAUUAGCAUUCCAGCAGUUUUUAUGUUAAUUUAUUAAGGAGUUUAUUAGUCUCCUCUUGGUAAUUAUCAUGAAUGUUCAGGACAAAUUUCAUACAAUAUGCAAUUUAAUCUGUUAUUUAGUUACAGAGCUAAUUUAUUUGUUGCUCUCAGCAUGAUUUUCUUUUUUAUGUGGCCUCAUAUGCAAGGCUUCUAGGGACUUUUAUACAAUUGUCACGCGGCUGGUGAGCCCUAAUUUCAAUGGAAUGUAUUGUUGAUGUACCAGAUUUAACCACAAGGUGGCAGUAUAUGCUAGUUUCUUUAUUCAGUGAGCGUCAAACAAGACAUUGCUUGAUCAUACAUGGUGUGGCAUUCUUGUGCUCAAGAUUUCAAUUGCUUUUGUUCCCGCUAAUGGCUCAAUUGAAACUGGUAACAUUAGACCUGUAAUGUUAAAGUCAUGCAUGUCCUUCAAAUUCUUUGAUAUUGAUUUUAUUCAUAAAAGUUAACAAUAAUGUUAGCCCUAUUUUGGCAAUUGUUUAUGGAAAACAGGAUGAGUAAACGAGAGUCAAAGGAGGUGAAUGAAAGCGUGAAAGAGAAGGAUGAUUCAUUAUUUCUAUACUUAAUAAUUUAACUGCGCUUUCAGACAAACAGCAAUUAUGAUGUUUAAAAGCCAUUGCCAUAAUGUUGCCUUUGGUUAGCACACUCUCUCUCAUAAAUGUACCAUGUUUAAACUGAUGUAAGAAUGCUUUUGGGUCUGAAAUCAAAUCUUGGCAUGUGCAUAACUAAAAGUGUGUGUUAUUAAAGAGAAAAUAGGUCUUUGAA